ACUCCAUUUUAGAUUCACAAACUGCCUCGGCUCGGUGGGGAGCGGAGGGUUGUUGGCUUUGCCACUGACGGGCCGGCUGACGAGUGUGUGUGUGAGUGUGUGACGACGGAGAGACAAUGGAAGCAUGUCCAAUCUCCACCCCCUUCACCUGCCACGGCCGAGCUACUACUGCCACGCCCACGCACCCACAGCCGCUGCCGCCCCCGCCCCAACAUCUUUCCUUCCCUCGGCAACGCUACUGGAGGCCGAUGAUGCGUGCAAGCAUGGGGGCCGCCAAAACACGCAGAUUAAGUGCUCGAGCAAAUGCCCAAGUGGAAAUGAUGCAGUACCACAGCGGAAGAGACUACUACUUAGACGAGCAAGACGUGGUGACGUUUCUUGAUCCCCCAAAGGAGCUCAUUCCGUUGGAUCCUUCUUCAUAUAACCCCGCCUCCUAUCUUUGGAAAAAGAUUGAAGCCAUCCCAGAGGAAAGGAGACAUCACCUGCUGUCCCUUCUAAGCCCAAGACUUAUAUCAAUGGCCUGGGAGAUAGCUGGGAGAAGAUAUGAAGAUCCCAAGUUGGUGAACAAGAGUGCAUCUAGCCUACUCUCUGGUGGACAUUGUGCGAGGUCUCUGGAGUUUUGGAAUUGCCGGACAAGCGGAGCACCACUUGGAAUUGCCUGGAUCAACUCCUGCCAGAAGGCAAUAUUUAGGGGCACGGAUGGCAAAACCUAUGGGCGACUCAUUGGUGGUCGAUUCCCGCUCUCAGGAAUCCUCAAUGCGACCCCGCCUUUGUACUUCAGCGUGCAGCAGGUGAAGGAAGUUACGGCAACGGAGCAGCCUUGUGAUAUAGCUUAUGAAUUUGGAGAUGGAGUUGUGAACCUUGCAGGAGCAGGAGCAGGAGCAGGAGCAGGAGAAGGAGGGUAUCUCCAAGGAUUAGGAUUCCCAAAGCCAUCAAAGCAUCCGUGGCCAUGGAAUGAUGAAGUGGUGGUGUAUGUGAGGGAAGUGGGGCCAGGAGUGGCGGUGGGGCAGGCGUGGCAGGAGGGAGUGGCGCUGCAACAACUACCCAAGAAGCUGUGCAACGAGAUGUUAAUGGUGACUGAAUCAAAAAGUGAAACAACAGGAUUAGAUUAGUUCCUAUUAAUUUUAUUUUAUGUAAUUUCAAUUUGUAUACGGGCACGGGGUGAUAUAGAUGGAGUGAAUCAAGUUUCAUUCCCGGAUUCAAUAAAAUAAAAGGGAUCUCCACGAUCCGAUCAGGGCCAGGGGAAAGAGGUUAACAUUAGUUUGGGAUUGAAAAGAGGAUAUAUAUGGUGUAUGCUCUUUUAUUACACU
Andrographis paniculata is the source of this 1310-nucleotide messenger RNA. RefSeq lists its product as uncharacterized. The coding region runs from base 117 to 1112 and encodes 331 amino acids. Lineage: Eukaryota; Viridiplantae; Streptophyta; Magnoliopsida; Lamiales; Acanthaceae. The record is from RefSeq and is a predicted model, not a curated record. The transcript has 7 exons.